AUGUAUUUCUGGACGAAAAGGCAUAUUAGUUUGACCAUUGAGGAACGGGAGGCUAUCGAGCAUGCUUUUCGUGAACAGUUGUUACGUGUAAUUUGUGCCACAUCAACUCUAAGCUCAGGAGUUAACUUACCAGCUCAUCGAGUAAUUAUCAAAGCUCAAACAUGCGGGCCCGUUGCACUAAAUGGUUUGACAUAUAGGCAAAUGGUUGGUAGAGCUGGACGUUUAGGACAAGCAACAAAAGGUAUCUAUAACAAAUGA
Thelazia callipaeda (thelaziosis nematode) is the source of this 258-nucleotide messenger RNA. Lineage: Eukaryota; Metazoa; Nematoda; Chromadorea; Rhabditida; Thelaziidae. The record is from the annotation of a GenBank genome assembly.